Messenger RNA from Salarias fasciatus (jewelled blenny), 524 nucleotides. RefSeq names its product NADH:ubiquinone oxidoreductase subunit A6 (gene ndufa6). Gene Ontology annotation, biological process: response to oxidative stress. The record is from RefSeq and is a predicted model, not a curated record. Lineage: Eukaryota; Metazoa; Chordata; Actinopteri; Blenniiformes; Blenniidae. The transcript has 3 exons. Gene Ontology annotation, cellular component: respiratory chain complex I. The coding region runs from base 45 to 431 and encodes 128 amino acids.
CAGCAGCAGUAGCAGCAGCAGCAGAAGAAGCCACAGCAGCAGUCAUGGCGUCCACAGCUGCGACCCGAACCGGAGCCGCAGCAGCUAAAGUCGUGAAGCCGAUCUUCAGCAGGGAUUUAGACGAGGCUAAGCGGAGGGUCCGUGAGCUGUACCGGGCCUGGUACCGAGAGGUCCCGAACUCAGUGGCUACAUUUCAGCUGGACAUCUCAACACGUCAGGGAAGAGACAAAGUGAGGGAGAUGUUUGACAAGAACAAGCACAUCACCGAUCCCCGAGUCAUCGACCUGCUGGUCAUUAAGGGGAAAAUGGAGCUUGAGGAAACGAUCCAAGUCUGGAAGCAGAAGACUCAUGUCAUGCGAUAUUUCAGCGAGACCCAGGAACCUCGUUCUAAUGACUUUCUGUCCAAAUUCUACAGAGGUCACGACCCGUGAACUGUACCGCCAUCAGCUGACCCCUGACCCCUUGUUCUCUGAGCCAGCUGUGACAAUUGUUCUCCUUUAUUGUAAAUACACACAUAAGACACA